UCGCCUUUAAUCUUCCUCUUGCACUCGGAGAGGGGGAAAAAAAAAAGAAUUAUGCAAUUUAUGAUGAAUAUUCUCUCUUUAACAAAUUAUUAUUUCUUUUCUUGACCCCUCCAAAUCCUCAUUUUCUUUCAUGUUUUUCAUCAUCAUGCCACUCUCAAUCCCCAUCGUUUUGCCACCUUUUUCACUCAUUUGGUUCUAAUAUAUAUAUAUAUUCCAUCAUUCUAAUUUCCUUCUCCUUCAAUCCUUCCAUUUGAAAUAAAAGCGCAAUUAUUAUUGUUGUUGUUGCAGAUAAAUUUUUUUCUAUUUCAGAUUGAGGCGUAAUUAUUGUUGUUAUUGUUGAAUCUUGCAGCUGUUUGAGGUUGAGACGUAAUUAUUGUUGUCGUUGUUGCUAAAUGUCUCUCGUUCUUGUGUUUUUUAUUUGAAUCUUCCAUUUGACAUUGAAGCGCAUUUAUUGUUGUCGUGGUUGGAUUUUUCUCUAUUUGGAAUCAAGUAGUAGCUGUUGUCGUUAUUACUGAAUUUUGUAGCUGUUUGGGAUUGAGGUGUAAUUGUUGUUGUCGUUGUUGUUGCUGAAUCUCUCUCAUUAUUGUGCUAUCUCUUCAUCUCCAUUUCUCUACACUUUGUCCCCUAAUACAAUGGGGAAUUGUUGCUCUAGUGGGGAAGAAACAAAUGAAAUUACAAACAAUGAAAAUGGACAAACCAACAAUCCCAAAAAUGAAGAAAAUUCAUCAUCUACACAUAAUCUUGAUUCCACAACACCAACAAAAACAACCCCUCCACCUCCAACAACAACAACAACAUCCCCUAGCCCAUCAUCAAAACCAUCAAAACCAUCACCAAUAGGGCCAGUUUUAGGCAGACCAAUGGAAGAUGUUAGAACAACAUAUACAAUAGGAAAAGAACUUGGUAGGGGCCAAUUUGGUGUAACACAUUUAUGUACACAUAAACAAACAGGAGAACAAUUUGCAUGCAAAACAAUAGCAAAAAGAAAAUUAGUGAACAAAGAAGAUAUUGAAGAUGUUAGAAGAGAAGUACAAAUAAUGCAUCAUUUGACAGGACAACCUAAUAUUGUUGAAUUAAAAGGAGCUUAUGAAGACAAACAUUCUGUGCAUUUGGUCAUGGAGUUGUGUGCUGGAGGCGAACUUUUCGAUCGAAUUAUCGCUAAGGGACAUUAUACUGAACGUGCAGCAGCUUCAUUGCUGAGAACAAUUGUGCAAAUUGUUCAUACUUGUCAUUCUAUGGGAGUUAUUCAUAGAGAUCUUAAGCCUGAGAAUUUUCUACUUCUUAAUAAGGAUGAGAAUGCACCUCUUAAAGCUACUGAUUUUGGUCUUUCAGUAUUCUACAAGCAAGGAGAUGUAUUUAAAGACAUUGUGGGUAGUGCAUAUUACAUUGCACCUGAAGUCUUGAAAAGAAGAUAUGGACCAGAAGUUGAUAUAUGGAGUAUUGGAGUUAUGUUAUAUAUUCUUCUUUGUGGUGUUCCUCCUUUCUGGGCAGAAAAUGAAAAUGGAAUAUUCAAUGCAAUAUUGAGGGGACAUAUUGAUUUUUCAAGUGAUCCAUGGCCUUCAAUUUCCAGUGGAGCCAAAGACCUUGUCAGGAAGAUGUUGACCAUAGAUCCCAAGCAGAGAUUAACAGCUAUGCAAGUCCUCAAUCAUUCAUGGAUCAAGGAGGAUGGAGAAGCACCAGAUACACCACUGGACAAUGCUGUUUUACAUAGGCUCAAACAAUUCAGAGCUAUGAACAAGUUUAAGAAAGUUGCUCUUCGGGUUAUUGCAGGGUGUCUAUCAGAGGAAGAAAUUAUGGGAUUGAAGCAAAUGUUCAAAAGUAUGGACGCUGAUAACAGUGGAUCAAUAACAAUUGAGGAAUUAAAGCAAGGAUUAGCCAAACAAGGAACUAAACUAUCAGAUUAUGAGAUUAAACAGUUAAUGGAAGCUGCUGAUGCUGAUGGAAAUGGGACCAUAGAUUAUGAAGAAUUCAUCACAGCAACAAUGCACAUGAACAGAAUGGAUAAAGAAGAACAUCUUUACACUGCAUUCCAAUAUUUUGAUAAGGAUCACAGCGGAUAUAUAUCAAGAGAAGAGCUAGAGCAAGCUCUGCGAGAAUUUGGUAUGAAUGACGAAAAUGAUUUGAGGGAAAUCAUUGAUGAAGUUGACACUGAUCAUGAUGGUCGGAUAAAUUACGAUGAGUUUGUAGCAAUGAUGAAGAAAGGAAAUCCUGAAGCAGCAACAAUGAACCCAAAGAAAAGAAGGGAUUCAUUUGUUGCAUAAAUUUUCAUCAUCAAUUAAUGAAAAAUGUCUCAAAAGAAUGAAAGACAAUUAUGUUAAUUGUCCUUGUUGUAGAGAAGACCAAACUAUUACAUAGUAAAAAUUUCAAGAACCAUUCAUGAGACAUUGUAUAUUAAAUAUGAUAUUAAGAAGAAACACACACAUACACACAUUUACAAAGAAUAGAUUGUAAAAGUCAUGGCUAUGUUGAGAUUUGAGGGUUAAUAGGAUCUUCUAAUGCCAAACGCAGUUUGGUUAAAGCUUUGAUCUGAAAAGAAUGGAGGUCUUUCAGAGUAUAUAUGUAUCGAUACUUCUGCAAUUUAGAAAGUAGGUUUAAAAGUUCAUUUUAAUCCGUUACCUCUCAGAUAUUUUUCGUGUAAACAUCAUAUUCAUUCACUCCAA
This is a messenger RNA of Nicotiana tabacum (common tobacco), 2660 nucleotides long. RefSeq names its product calcium-dependent protein kinase 2-like. Lineage: Eukaryota; Viridiplantae; Streptophyta; Magnoliopsida; Solanales; Solanaceae. Gene Ontology annotation, biological process: protein phosphorylation. Gene Ontology annotation, molecular function: protein kinase activity; ATP binding; calcium ion binding. The record is from RefSeq and is a predicted model, not a curated record.